AUGGAUAGCCACGGGUUCAUAUCGAGGAGACAGCCGCCGCCACCACAAACCCCGGCACAUGAGAAGCGGAAAUGGGCCGUACUGAAGAUGGGCCACGUGACGCCACUCCUUCGCGAUAGUGACCAAUUAAUGAUCUUCGUCCGGAAACUCCAUCAACUUCUCCAAGAGCAACAAAUGAGCCUGGAGGACACGUUGGCCUGGACCCUCUUCGAUCCGCCCGAUCUGCCCGUCGUCAAGCGGCAAAUAGAGGAGAUGAUCGGCGACGCGAGGGCCCUCAACCAAUCCAAAUUGCCCAUUCUCGUCUACAUUGAUGAUAGUUUGGCUUCCGUGAUCUACGAAGACAUUGAAGGCCAGUUCAGCGAGUUCCUCUACAUUGUCCGCCUCGAGCCCGAAGAGGUCCGCCAUCCCAUAGCCACCAGCGAUUACGCGGAGAUCAAGAAUAUCUGCGUCGAAUUUCGGGCCUGUAUUGCGCCACUCGAAGUGAAUCGGCCGGCCGCCGCCGCGCCGCCGUUGAGAAAUCUUGCUCCCGUCGUGCAACCCGCCCCUCCGCCUCCCCAACGAGUCGUCGAAGCGCCAAGAAAUUACACUCCCGUUGUUCAACCCGCCCCACCGCCUUCCCAGCGAGUUGUCGAAGCGCCAAGAAAUCUGCCGGCUCGACCUCUCGGCCCCCCGCCAGGCAUCCGGAUGGCUCCACCAAUGGAAAGAAAUAUUCCUCAACCCAUGCGUCCCACUCCUCUACCACCGGCUCCCCGACCUGACCCAUACGCCAGGCCGAUGAUGCCAAGCUCGUCCGCCUACGCCCCGGAAACGCGCAACAUCCUUGGAGAGGCCAUCAGCCGAAUCACAUUGCCAAGGCCCGAACCCCCACGCCCGCAACAUCGUCCAUAUUCACCUCCCAGGAGAGCCGCCGACCGUGACGAUACCGGCCCCCAACUGGUGGAUACGCCCCCCAAUGAGGAAGAGCCAAUACCGUACCCGAGCAGAAGCCGCCCACACCAGCCGCCACCUCCCAGAAAUCUCCCCAAAUAUGAAUAUGGCUUUGAUGACGCGCCGAGGCCGCAGAAUAACGGGUACUAUCGCCAAGAAGCGGAACCGAUGCGCUAUCCGUCGAAUGGCUACAGACUCGUCGACAGCCCGCCUCGGCCGAGCCAUGUUCCCCAGAACAAUCCGGCAUCUUCGUCGAAAGAUGACGCGAAAGUGAACCCAGUGCUUAUUCAAACCAAUGACGACAGCAGCGAGUCGGCUUAUGCCACUCCACCAUCAAUGCCCCCGCCCGGAUUGUCGAUGGAAGCCGAGCCCAGCUAUCCCCCAAUUCCCGUGGAUGAUGUUGAGGCGGCGCUUGACAACUUUAAAACUGGCGACCUGGAUGCGGAAUAUUUUGUGGACGAGCUGUACCAGCACCUCGGCGUCUACAACCGGCUCCACGAACCGUUCGACAACCUGCGCGACAACAUCCUAUUCAUCAAGCUCAUCCGGUUGUCCUGCCAAAAAGCAGCCGUUGACGUGCGAAAAGAGGGCACCGCCAUCCUGGAGGCGGCCGUCGGCUCGGGAUUCGUCGAAUCGGUGCUCGUCGCCCAUUUCGAGCCCGUCGUCGAGAGUGGCGAGCUUCAGCCCCCGAAUCAUGCAACGUGCCUGGAGGUGCUGCUGGACUUCUUCGACACGGUCUCCGAUUACGAGAUCGACAACGAGACAUGGCACGAACUCUUCACUCGGCUCCACCAAUUCUCCUGCGAAGUCUCCACGGAGGUGAAGCGCUGUAUGCGCGUCGACCCGGAUGUCGUUUUCGCCAGAAUCUAUGAACGUUCCUACCGCGACUUCGAGGGCGACCAGGGCCACCACUUCCUACUCGACGGCCAUUUCCGUUCUGGGCCGAGCCGUUCGCUGCGAAGCGGCUUCGUGCUGCCCACGUGCAAGGAGGGUCCGCCGCCUACUCUGGACGCGGACCCGAAUUCGAAUACGGCUGCCCUGUACCUAGAGUGCGAGCGCACCGAGCCGCCCAACGAUUUCCGGACGUUGGCCAGUGAGAUUGCCAUCGAAGAUGUCCAAAAUCCUGUGAAACCGUACGUUCGGCGGAUGAAGGUGAAGCAGCCGUUCGCCGACUCCGAAGAAUAUCUGGAUACGGUGUUCCGGUUGCUGCGCGAGGAUCUCGUGUCGGCGCUCCGGGAUGGCAUAGCUAUCUGGAAAGGGCACAAUUAUCAAAUGGGCAAAGACGCGCACGGGCUGACGGCGGAUCUUUUCUUGGUGCAGGAUGUUCGGGUGAGGGGCGUACAGGUGAAGAGCGGCGUCGGUGUCCCGAUGCGAAUGCUGGAGAUCCCGCAAACGCUGGUCCAGCAAGUAAUCGACAGCCGUCGUCUCUCCUUCGGCCAAAUGGUGGCGCUGUCAAUGGACGGCUUCCAGGAGGACUGUCUUCUCGGUGUUAUUGUUGAACGCGAUGACGAUUUAUUGAUUGCGCGGCGAUGCAUCGGUGUCGCGCUGGUGGCUGAACGUGACGGUGGUGUGGGCAGCGUUCGCGUCAAAAUGGACACGGCCUAUCAUAUGGUGGAGAGCAGCGCCUUCCUCGAGAUGUACUCCCCAGUGUUGGCCACGAUUAAGGGCCUCAACCGCUUCCUCCCUAUCCCAUUCGAGCGCUAUAUUGUCCAUGGAAAGACGAACGUGCUGCCCCCGUAUUAUAUGCGCUCAACCACCCCAUCAGAAAUUACGGAGGAAAUCGCGAAAUUGGAGAUGACCUACAUGCGGAAGCGGCUGCAGAAAAAGGCCGAAUAUCUGAAGUGGCACCAGGAUCUGGCGGCUGAACGGGAUGCUCAGGCGGCGACGGAAGCACCAUCACCGCCUGAAGACGGAUUUCAGGAUAAGAAGACGAAAAAGAAGCAGAAGAAGAAGACACCUUCUCCAGCGCCGGAAGACGAAGAAGCCGGCCUGGGAUACAAGGGCGACAGCCCGGAGAUGGCCCAGCUGAUCCGCGAAAUCACCGACGCUGAGAAUUACGCCCCGCGACCUCUUGGCGCCACAUCUGAAGCGCAGAGGGGCAAGGUCAAGCUCCACGGCCGAGAAUAUGAGAUGUCCGAGGUCGAGCGGCUAUUUGAUCCCGGAAACGAGAUCAUGGACCAUUCGCAGAAGGAAUCACUCCUGAAAGCCCUCCGCAACGAGUUCGCGCUGAUACAAGGCCCGCCCGGCACCGGAAAAACGUUCCUGGGCGUUGAGGUGGUGGCGGCGAUGUUGGAGAAUCGACAGCGAUGGUGUAUCAUAGAGCCGAUCCUCAUCGUCUGCUACACGAAUCAGGCCCUCGAUCAAUUCCUGGAGAAGAUACACGAUCGCAUUAUGAAGGAGAUUGCGCAAAAUCGGAUCAAACACGAUUUGCCAACGGUCGUGCGGUUGGGAUCUCGGUGCGAUAGUGUCUACAUCAAGGAAUCCCACAAGCUGACGAAACGCGACGUCUGCGAGGCGUUCCGUGACCAUGUCCCGCCCACCAAGAUCAACAGGGGCUCGAUUUACUACGACUUUCAACUGGCCGAACGGACACUCGGAGGCGCCGUCGCCAUCCUCAGAUUCGGCAAGACGAAGCUGAUUGGCGGAAAGCAUACUCGCUCGGUGAUGUCCCUGCUGCAUUGCACUCAAUUCGACCGCGAAUACGGUCUCUAUCUUGACUCGAAAAAUCGGCCAAUGUCGAUCGAUGAGAAGCUGGUGGCGUGGCUGCUGAAUCGACAAUUCGCCAGGGAUCCGCUGAAGCUGCCCGGAAGUGGCUCGAAUUCGGAGGAGGAGGGCGAGAGCGUUGCGCAAGCAGGACGCAAGAAAAAGAAGAAUAAUGGGACUGAGGAGAAGCUGGCUGAUGCGCUACAGCAGUUGGACAUUGAGAAAGAGGGAAAAGAAGAGGACGCCGUAAAGCAGCUGGCCCUCGAAGGAGAAGAAACGUACGAAGUGCUCGAGGAUUGGUAUAUGGGCCGCGAUCCGGUGGCUGAAGCGGACAGUCACCUCAAAUCGGUGUUGCUCUUCGGAAGGCCGAACGAGGGAAAAAGCGGCCAAUUGCAAGGCGCACGCUCGAAAUCGCUGCUCAAAAAUACGCAGGAUCCGGUUGUGAUAGCGGCGAUGGAAGAAGUAGAGGAGCUCGUGCUCGGGGUAGAGCCGUUGAAGGCGGAAGAAGCCGAUGCCAUUAUGAACAUUGUUACCCUGCCGAAGAAGCGCCGUUGGCAACUGUACGCCUACUGGCGCCACAAGCUCGUCGAGGAGACCAGGGCCCAGAUGCCGAGGCUGAUGGCCACCUACCGCGCCGCGUGCAACGCCAAAAAGGAGUUGAUGAUCAAGGAGGACGCCAAUAUUCUCAAGCACUCAUUGAUUAUUGGGGCGACGACUACCGGCGCGGCGAAGAAUCGGGAUCUGUUGACCCGGUUGAACUGUCGACAGCUUGUCGUUGAAGAGGCGGCCGAAGUUCUUGAAGCCCACGUCCUCACCUCAUUUCUGCCUUCCCUUGAGCAUGUCGUGCUCAUUGGUGAUCAUCAACAGCUGAAGCCCAGCUCGUCCGUCCACCAGCUCGGCCGCGACUACUUCCUCGAUGUGUCAAUGUUUGAGCGCCUCUACAACAUUGGAUUCCCGCAUUCAUCACUUUUGAAACAACAUCGUAUGCGUCCCGAAUUCACCGAGCACAUUGUCCGCCCACAUUUCUACCCCAGGCUUGAAGACCACGAAACUGUGCUCAAAUACCCGUCGGUCGCCGGUAUGGGCAAAGAUUUGUUCUUCUGGACCCACCAAGUUGCCGAAGAGACCCUCGGCUACGAGAGCACGUCAAAGCUGAACACCUACGAAAUCGAGCAGGCCGUCGCCCUGGCUCGAUAUCUCAUCCUGCAGGCCGUCUACCAGCCUUCGGAUAUCACCAUCCUGUGCACCUACACCGCCCAGACGCAAUUCAUGCGCAAGGAGGUGGGCCAAACCCUGGGAAUGACGCCAGAUGGGAAGACUGAAGUGCAAGUGGAGACACUCGAUGGAUACCAGGGAAAGGAAAACAAGAUCAUCAUCCUGUCGCUGGUCCGGUCGAACAAUUCGGAGGGCACGAUCGGCUUCCUCGGCGUCAAGAAUCGAAUCUGUGUCGCGUGGACACGUGCCCAGCACGGUCUCUACGUCCUUGGCAAUAUGACGUUUUUGGCUGGCAGAUCGCAACUGUUCAACCAAAUCUGCGGCCGGCUCGUCAUCGCCCAGUCGAUUGGCGAAUGUCUUCCGGUGUGCUGCACAAAUCAUGGCAAGAGUCAGAACAUUCAAUUCCCGGAGCAGCUGAAGGAGAAGUGCCCGGAGGGUGGCUGCGAUCUGGAGUGUCUGAAAAAGCUCGCCUGCGAACACAAAUGCCCCAGAAAAUGCCAUCCGAUCGAUGACCACUACGCCUAUCGCUGUCUGGUGAUCGUUGAGAAGGGCUGUAAACGGGGCAAGCACGUCGAUUCGAAGCCAUGUUAUGAGGAAUUCGGUCCGUGCUACCGGUCGUUCGAGUUCAAGCUGGCAUGCGGGCACACGGCCAAAUACCCCUGCUUCACGGAUGAUGCCGAUCUCAAGUGCAACGCACCGUGCGCGCUGAAGCUGCCGUGUGGCCAUGGCUGCAAGGCGAAAUGUGGCCAGCCGUGCACCAAGAUUUGCCAGGAGGAAAUCGAGGUGAUGCACCCGACGUGCCUUUUCAAGCAUCGAACGAAAGUGCGUUGCGGGCUUGCCGUCGAGUUCUACGAGAGCAAAUCACCGUGUCCGCAUCCGUGUCAAGAAGUGCUCGCCUGUGACCACAUUUGCGCGAACACGUGCGGCGAGGAUUGCGUUUUCGAGUGCCUUGAGGUGGUCCACCGCGAGCUGCCCGGCUGUGGCCACCUCGAGGAGAUGCUCUGCUUCCAAAGCGUUGAUGCCGUCAACUGCAUGACGUGUCUCAAGACGAAAAAAGAGGAAGCCGAAGGAGAAGAAGAAGACGACCAU
Messenger RNA from Mesorhabditis spiculigera, 5934 nucleotides. The record is from the annotation of a GenBank genome assembly. Lineage: Eukaryota; Metazoa; Nematoda; Chromadorea; Rhabditida; Rhabditidae.